CUGAUUGUCAUUCCUCCGAUGAAAGUUCCAACUUGGCAUUCAUUUCUUGUUUUCGACGGUGAAAAAGGAUAUCAGUUUUUCCCCGUUCUUUUCCACAGUGCGAAAUCUGUCCCGUCGGGAUCGAAACGGGACGGGGCCAGCGACCGCUCCCGUCCUCUCUCGGUGUGUGCGUGUGUGUGUUUGUGUGCGCGCUUGUGAGUGUGUAAAUUGUGUGCAAUCCCUUUUUUGUCCGUAAAGUAUCUGUGUACACACGAGCGGCGGGGUUGAGGUCAGUGUGUCGAACGAGAGGAGGAGGGCAGUCAGUAGUCAACAUCUCGCAACAAGAGUGGCAACAGUGAGCAGGAGGAGAGGAAAAGGUCGCAAAGUGUAUCGAAAAAGCUCUAUACCAACGACACCACAACGACUCCUGAGAAUGCAGCAUUUGGACAGUGUCUAACGAAACGAGAAAAACGUCGGGAUCUUUUCCUUCCCAAAUCGUGCGUGUUUCUGUGUGUAUGUUUUGUGUGUGUGUGUGUGUAACGUGGGAGACUCUGGAACACACGGGAAAAGGUCUGAUCGCUUUACGGGGACCCGUCCGUGCUGAAGAAUGGCGGAACAGUUUUCUGCCUCGACCGCUUUUACCAACAUGAACAACAACACGGACGGCUGGGGCGAUGAUUGGGGCGACUGGAGCGAAACGCCCGGCGAUCCGGGACAGCUGAAACCGAACGCCACCAUGCAGCCACCAGCUCCGAACGCUCCGCCGACUGCUUACUUUCAGCAGCAACAGCCGCAACACCAUCCAAAUCACCAUCAGCAGCAGCAGAUGAAUACAGCCGGACCGUUUAUGAACAGUGGAGCGAACCAUAUGGAUCAGAACAAUCGUAACUAUCUGCCAAACGUGAUGCCGCCGGGCAACAGCAGUGCCUACCAGCAACCGACGAUGCCGCCGAACGCGUACCCGCCCGCUAACUAUGGACCGGCGCAGCCGUCUGCGUACGGGCAGCAGGCAGCUAACUUUUUCAACGCUCCCCAGGCCGCUCCCCAGCGUCCACCGUCGCAUCCGGCACCGUCCACCACGCCGCAACUGAUACCGACCUUCAGCCAGACGAUUUCGGACAGCUUCGACACAGCGGCCGGUAACAGCUGGAACUGGACCGUGCCGGAACCGACGAAGCCGAGUGUGCCGGAGGCGCAGCUGGAGGCAAAAGUACCUCCGCAGCAACAGCCGGCAGCCCCGCAGCAGCAGCAGCAGUACGACCCGUUCCCUCAGCCAAGCAGCUUGCAGCUGCAGCGGCUGAAGGCGGAAACCCUGUCCCCGCAAUGGUCCAUCGAGAGCCAGGUGUCGUCUAGCGACCGAUCGACGCUCGAGAGUGACCCGAGCGGCGAUAGCAGGGGCCCACCACCAUCCCAAUCGACCACCGUGCUGCCUUCGGACGCGGAUGCGGGACAUCGCAACACGACGGACGGCAUGGAACAUGUCGACCGACAACAGCAACCGUACUCGGCAGCACCGGCCGGGUCCGUUCCCGACCGGCUAGAUGAGGUGCUGGAAGCGCUAAGCAUCAAGCAGGAACCGGCCGAGAGCAGUUACCGCGCGGAGCAAACGUUCCCGCCGCCUCCGCCCUCGAUCGUCGGUACUGCGGCGGCUGCCGGACCGCUCGUGAGCGACUCGCACGCAUCCAAGUCGUCAUCCACGACGCCACCGUUGCCGCCGCCACCGACGGAUAAUCCCACGGUAGCGCCACCGGUGUCCACCGGUCCUCCACCACCGUCUUCCAUGAUGUCCGGCCCGCCGCAAAUGGCCGUCGGCAGUAGCAGCGGACCGCCGAAAGCGAUGCAAAUUGCCGGUUCCAAUCCGUUUAAGCGUAAUGGGCCAAGAUCCCAUACGGCUACGCCGGGUUUGGGCGCAGGAACGUCGGCAGCAGCAGCAGCACCACCACCUGCACCCCCCGGUGGGACAUUCUUUUAUCAACAACAAACACAUCAGCCGCUGCUGCCGCAGCCAGCCCCGCCCAGCGUCGAGGAAGCGAACAAUAUCGAAUCGUUGACGCCGGAGAAUCAGGAAAUUCUGGUCGAAACACGGCCCGAGCAAGCGGUGGUAGAGAAUCAGGAAAUCGCCCCGAGCAACGAUCGCAACCAGUACCUCCAGACGGGCCACCUGUCCGAGGAUGGGUACGGUGUGGACGCAUCGCCGAGUGGUGGUAACGGGCGUGUCCACCUUGUAGCUGAAGCCGGCGCUGAAGCUGGCCACGGCGAUGUGAACGAUAGCCGCCUACCUCCGCCGGGACUGUCACGGUACGUGCCGGGACAGAACGAGCAGCAGCCGGAACCGCCGAUGCCGGUGCCGGUGGUGCAGCAGCAACCUAGCCCCGUCGCCGUGGGGCAAAGCUAUCCCGAACCACCGCCCGGGCUGGACCGAAUGGUACCGGGAAUGGAUCUGCAGAACGCGUCGGACCUUUCGCUCGAGCGCCAAGCGGACGGGGAGGUGUCGGACAGUACGUCGGCGGCACCAGCGGCCCCGAUUGGCGCGCGCAACGAACAUCUGCACCACCAUCAUCUCAACCAUCACGGGCACCAUCAUCACGAGCGGGUGGACAUGAGCGACCGCAACCGGUACCGUGUGCCGGGCGAGGAUGACAAUCACACGCAUCACAACCAGCAGCGGGUCGUGCCGGGCGGUGGGCCAGAAAACGAGCGCCCAGUGCCGACGUCCGUGCCGAGCGUCGUUCCGAUGGUCCCAGGCAGCGCCACCGUCUCGAUGGCUACGCUGGACAUGCCCGAGGAGCAGCGCGAGCUGGUGAUGGAUGGGGAAAAUCCGGACGAUCGCCGAGAGGAUCCACUGAUCGGGGGGAACGCCGGGCCGACAAUUUCGGGCGCUGGGUCCGCUUCCAGUGCUGCCGGUGGACCGAGCGCUGGCGGUGGUGGUCCCGUUGCAGUGGAGACGGAAUCGAACGUUACAGCCGAUACGUCGCGCAUGGAACCGUCCAACACGUCCACGGCGGACGAAAGCGACAAGGGCGGCUUCUAUGGGGCUGGCAGUGGGCCGAAGGGAACCGGCCGCCGGGAGGAUGACGCAUUGCGUCGGUCGACCAAGAGCAAAAGUUCGCGCGAUCGGUACGACACGGAGGAUUCCGAUUACAGCGAGCACGAGCGUCGUCGGCGCGAGACUAGUGUGGGGGUGGCGGCAGGUGGCGGUGCUGCCGGUCCGGCCGACACCAGCUCCCAUCGGCACGAGCGGUCGCGCCGGGCUGGCGGUGGAGCGGAACGAGAGAAGGACAAACGAAAGGAUAACGGGCGCGACCGGGACCGUGACAGGGAUCGCGAGCGUGACCGGGAUCGUGAUCGCGAUCGUGAUUAUGACUAUCGCGAUCGUGAUCGUGAACGAAACAGAUAUGACCGCGAUCGUGAGCGCUAUGGUCGCAGUAGUAAGUACGAUCGCGAAAGUCGCUACGAAACCGACGGUUCAAAGUACGAAACCGAACGAUCGACCCGGUACGAGAAGGAGGACAAGCGGUACGGCGGUGCCUCGCGCGACGACUACUAUCGUAAGCGGGACGGCGAGCGCGGUGGCGAGGACGGUCGGGGGCCCGGUGGGCGGGACCGCGAUCGGGACACGCUGGAGCGGCGCCAGAGGAAGGAGAAGGAGCGCGCCGAGCGGUACCGGGGCGAUGAGCGAAGGAAAGAUGAUCGCUACCGCGAAGGUGAGAAGCGUCGUGAUCGGCACGAUCGUCGCUACCCGGACCCGGAGGACUACCGUGCGGGAAGCAGAAACGGGACCGACAGGGACCGGGCCCGGGACAGCCGCGAUCGAGACGAUCGCAAGGAGAAGGAUCGCAAGUACAUGGGUGGCGGUGUGGCACCAGGAGCUGCUGUAGGAUCGUCCGCUAGUGGCUACGGUAUGGUGGCCGGGGCUGCUGCCGCCGGAGCUUACGGCCCCGCGAGCGGUUACUACGAUCCGUACAGCUACUACGCUCAGCAUCAGCAGUAUUACGAGCAGCUGCGGCGCACGAACCCGCAAGCGUACGCCGAAUGGUACCGUACGUACUACGCGCAGAUGCAGGCGAGCCAGCUGCAGCGCGACCGGCUAACGACGGACGGGCGCGAAUCGGUCCACUCCGGUCGCAGCUCGGCCAACGACAAGGAACGGUUUAAUCGGACGACACCGUUUAUGCAUCCGCCCGGUGUGUACAGCAACCCGGAGGAGUACCAUCGUCAUUACAAUAAUCAAUCGCUACCGUCGGCCGCCAUCGCCGGCGGUGGUAUGGCCGGGCCGAGCUCGCUGCUCGACCAAACUUAUCUGACCGACGUGUCCGGUCAUCAGCCGACGUCACUGCCCCCGAUGUACCACCAGGCGUACCAGCAAGGGCCACAGUCGCUCCUUCACCACCAGCAGCAGCAGCGGGCAAACACAUCGCUGGCCAUGGACCGCACGUACCAUAGCGAGGCGGGCGGAUACUUUCAACCAAGAAUCGACCAAAUUGAUGCGUCCGCCAUCAAGCAGGACGCUACUGCCGAGCUGUCGAUGAUGGAACCGGAACGCUUGACGCCUCGCAAGUUCCCCGAAAUUCAUCCCAUCGUCAGUGUGUCGGCCGGUUUGCUCAUUUCGACGAAGAACCGACUCACGAUGAACGGAAUGGCGGACACGGUGAAAAUAUACAGUCUAGGUUAUAACGACGCUAGCAGGAAGCUGUUCCAAACCUACCCGGGCCCACUGGUGAAGGGUGUGACGCAUAAAAAGUCUGUCAUCGAGUUCUGCGAGGAGCAACUACGCCACGGCCCACCGUACAGUGGUGCGCUGGCGCUGAUCAAAUCGCGGGGCAACUCGAUCAACAGUCUACACUCGUCAUCGCUUGCCGCCGGCGCCAACCGCAGCUCGUUCGCUUUGCUGUGGAACUACAUCAUACUGUUGCUGAGACAGAAUGGCACGUUCGUCGGUACCGAUAUCUCCGAGCUGCUGAUGCAAAACAAGGAAGAGUAUCCGUUCGAGGCGAUGCAGACCAGCGUGGCCCGGUCGGCCAACAUUAGCGGGCGCAACUCGUCACUGUCGCAGCCCGAGCGGGAGGCCGAUGCGCGCCAGGAUGGCCAGGAAAGCGAGGAAGCGGCGGCCGAUGCUACCGGCGAAGCAGAUGAUGUGGCUAAGGAUACAUCCGCCCAGGACGUGGCACCGAAAGCACUCACCGAGCAAGAGAUUACGGACAAGUUCCGGAACUAUCUGCUGUACGGCAACAUCGGCGAGGCGCUCGAGUGGGCCACCGAGCACAACCUGUGGGGCCACGCACUGUUCCUCGCCUCCAAGGUGGACUCGCGGCAGCACGCGAACGUGAUGAUGAAGUUCGCCAACAAGCUGACGCUGAACGAUCCGCUGCAAACGCUGUACCAGCUGUUGAGCGGGAGAACGCCCGCUUCCGUUACGAGCGUGCUGGACGAAAAGUGGGGCGACUGGCGGCCUCAUCUGGCGAUGCUAAUGUCGAACAGCUCGGCCAAGCCGGAACUGAUCAAGAAGUCGAUCACCACGCUCGGUGACACGCUGCUCAAUCGGGGCGAUCUGUACGCGGCCCACUUUUGCUACCUCCUAUCCGAUGUGGCCUUCGGUCGGUUCGCCGACGUUAAGCCGGAUGCGGCCGGCGGCAGCAACAGCAAUGGGGUCGUGCGGUUAGUGCUGCUCGGUGCCGCUCAUCAGCAUCGCACCUUCCGCGAGCUGUCGACGAACGAGUCGAUCAUGAUGACGGAAAUCUACGAGUAUGCACGCUCGCUGAACGAGGAUCGCUACUCGAUCGCGGAAUUGCAGCGCUAUAAAUAUUUGCUUGCUUGCCGUAUGCUCGAUCAAGGUAUGCAGCUGAAGUGCUUGCUCUACAUGGAGCAGAUAGCCGAGCAAAUACAGUACGAUCCGUACCGAUUUGAUGCUGAUUUUGUAAGAAAGGUGUACACGCUCGGCGAUCGGCUGAAGUAUUACGAUCCAGUCAUGGAGAAGGCGCUGGACGAAUCGGUCGAUAACACGGGACGGGGCAAUAUCUAUGCGAACGUGGAGGAUCCGGAAUGGUUAAAGAGAUUAAAUGAAAUUCUCCUCAAUAGUCCGUCGAAUGCGGUCUCGAAUUUUAGUACCGUUAACGAGCCCCAAACAGGGUACGACUAUAGCAGCUACGGGUAUGGAGCGGAUCAAACACAAGCUGCCGUCGAUCACGAGCAACAGCAACAGUCGCAGCAGCAGGAGUCUGCUUACCCUACCGAGUCGAGCGACAUUAACAAGCAGUUCAAUGAAAUCAAUCAGCAACUCGGUCAGCUGAAUCUGCAGUACAGUGACCAACAGCAGCAGCAACCGCAAGGGCAACAGUAUCAGCCGACGCAGCCCAAUGCCGCACCGUACGAAUUGAAUCCCGCCAUUCCAAGCUACGAUCAGGGGUACGAGUCGAUCAAUCAGCAGUCGCUGAUGGAUCCAACAGUCGAACAAGCGGCCAACCAGAUGCCGGACAGUUACGAACAGCAGCAGCAGCAACAGCAGCAGCAACAGCAGCAAUUCAAUCAGUACAACAGCUACGAUGAGCAUCAGCAGGAUCAGCAGCAACAGCAGCAACAGCAGCUGGGCGGUCCUACGUUUUUCACUCCGGCUCCACCGAACACUGAUGCAAUGCCGACGUCGUACGAUGGAGGAUACUGGGGCGCUGCUGGCAACAGUGAGCUACGAUCGCAGGAACACCCGUGGCAGCAAGAGAAGCAGCAUGCUCCACCGCCUCACCAUCACCAGCAUCAUCAUCAUCGCCAUCACUUCCACGAAGAGGAGGAGGAGGAGGAAGAUGAGGAACAGGAUGUGGACGAAGAGGACGACGAAGAGCAGCAGGAGCGAAGCUCACUAUCGCCCUCGCCAGCAAUCGGACCGAUCGGACCGUCGGAACCGUUGCCCCCGGCUGCCUUUGACUAUCAUCGCGCACCACCACCACACCAGCAACGGGAUGCGUGCGCACCGGCACCGACGAUCUCAAUGCCAAACUCCGUCGCGAAACGGCCCGGAUUCGGCGACGAUACGGACGAUGAACAAAGGGGAGGAGGUGGCAAGGGUGCCGCCCCAAUGCAGGCAGGAAAGCAGCAGCAGCAGCAACAGCAACAGCCCAAUGCAGCAGCUGCACAGGGGAAGAAAGCGUCCGGAUCCGGCGGAAAGGAUGGAAAGGGAGCGGCCGGUGCAGCUGGUGGUCAAGGAUCCGGAUGGUUCGGUGGAAUCUGGAACAAGUUUUCGCUGAAACCGAAAAACCAGAUGAUACUGCCCGAUGAUAAGAAUCCAAAGAUUGUUUGGGAUGAAGUGUCGAAGCGUUGGGUCAAUACGGACGAGGGUGAGGCAGCAACGGAAGCGUACAAGCCACCGCCUAAGAUGUCGGAUCUUGCCCCUGCUGGUCCUCCGGCACCCGUCCCAUCCGGUGGUGGUCCCGCACCGAUGGGAGGACCAUCGGUACCGCUUAUGCAAUCCGGUCCCCAGGAGACGGGUCCAGCAUUUCAGCAGCAACCAAUGGGCAAUGUGAUGAGUCAGCCCGCCGAUAGUCGCCCUGCCCAACCAAUCGGAAGCGGUAAUGCUGGCGGUGCAAUGCAAUCGAAUGUUCCGAACGCUGUCACCGGUGGUGUUGGUGGUGGUCCGGUGGCAGGCCAACCAACUAAAGUUCCCAUGCUGCAGUCAAACAUGUACAAAAUGCAACGGAAUCGAACACUGAAACGAUCGUACGUCGACGUGUUCAAUCCAUCCGGAGCGGCACCGAGCAAACCGACGGAACCCGUGCUAGCGCCGGCCGUCCCAACGUUGCCUAAUGCUCCGGGAGGCUUCUUCGUGCCUGGAGGUGCUCCCAGCGCUGGCGGAGGCGCAGAACAGCAACCGGAUGGUGUACCGGAGGGAAUGCCACAGUUUUACAACCCCAAUCAGUUCGGUUCGGGUGGACCCGGUGGUUACCAACAGUAGCGACCCUAUCUACAACAAAAUGACCGGACGCAACUCAGGAAGAUGAAACUGGCCGCUCCAACACAGUAAAUAUGUGCUGCUCCCCCCUGUUGCGUAACUGCUGGAGGACGGGGGACAGAUCUUCCCAAUUUAUUAAUUACCGUUCGCGUCCGCGCACCCGCCGGUUUGUGGACGAGGUUUGCUAAACACGGAAAAAGUAUCACAGUCAAACAUUCAAAAACCACACAGUUAAAACGUUAAAGUAGUGUGCAUCCCCUCUUGGUUUUCGUUUUUACCCCUGAUUUGUUUCGUUUGUGUUGAUUUUUUUUUUAUGUGUAUGUUCAAUGUGUUAUCGCGUUACAAAAAAAGGCUUUCCCCUUUGAAUUUGUGUAUUUGUGCGGCCCAUUCCGCGUUGCUUAGUUUUUCCCCCUUUAUUUUAAGUGUACGCACGUGGCUGGAAGAUGGUCCGUGUUGGAAAGUUGCAACAACAAAAAU
Molecule: messenger RNA, 8392 nt
Organism: Anopheles merus
Lineage: Eukaryota; Metazoa; Arthropoda; Insecta; Diptera; Culicidae
Gene: Sec16
Exons: 18
Coding region: 587-7918 (2443 amino acids)
Biological process (GO): Golgi organization; COPII vesicle coat assembly; autophagy
Cellular component (GO): endoplasmic reticulum exit site; ER to Golgi transport vesicle membrane
Source: RefSeq, a predicted model, not a curated record